Molecule: messenger RNA, 453 nt
Organism: Phyllotreta striolata
Lineage: Eukaryota; Metazoa; Arthropoda; Insecta; Coleoptera; Chrysomelidae
Source: the annotation of a GenBank genome assembly
AUGGUAUCUCCAAAGGCGGUGAUAGGGAUUUGUGCGGGUGUAUCGGCGACGAUAUUCCUUGGAUACUGCAUCUACUUCGAUAAACAGCGCCACAACGAUCCCGAUUUCAAGAGGAAACUAAGAGAAAAACGGCGAGCGAAGCGGGAAGCCUCGAAUUGCAAGAAGAACAGCACUGUGUUCCCGGACAUGAAGGACCACGAGGCCGUGCAGAAGUUCUUCCUACAGGAGAUCCAAUUGGGCGAGGAGCUACUGGCCGCCGGCGACCUUGAGAACGGGGUCGACCAUCUUGGCAAUGCCGUGGCCGUUUGCGGCCAGCCCAACGAUCUGUUGCAAGUGCUACAGCAAACAUUACAGCCCAGCGUGUUCCAUCUACUGAUCCAAAGACUGCCGUGUGUGGCGCCCCGAUUGAUGAAGGGCAAAACGGGGGGACUGCAAGAGGACGACGUCGAAUAA